Molecule: messenger RNA, 1953 nt
Organism: Aaosphaeria arxii CBS 175.79
Lineage: Eukaryota; Fungi; Ascomycota; Dothideomycetes; Pleosporales
Product: cytochrome P450
Exons: 3
Coding region: 138-1811 (557 amino acids)
Molecular function (GO): heme binding; oxidoreductase activity, acting on paired donors, with incorporation or reduction of molecular oxygen; monooxygenase activity
Source: RefSeq, a predicted model, not a curated record
GAGCAGCUCGUCCCUGCUGUGCCAUCCUGCUACAGGGCUACGCCACUAUCUUGGCAACUGAUCUUCUCCAACUUCCCUCCCCCUUAUCCCCUCCUCCGCAACGUCGGCAACAGCGACACAAUUCUCCCCAGAAGGCCAUGAUGUUUGUCAAACUGGUCGUGAGUUCGAUCUUCUCCUAUCUGAGCUGGAGCUUGGUGACGUUACAGAUCAAUCAUCGACGUGCCUCGACUAUGGGCAUCCCUCUCAUCAGGCUGCCCACCGACCCGCUCAACGUAUUCUUUCAAGUCUUAGAGCCUCACAUCUUCCGAUUGCUCGAUGCGCUCCCUAUAUCCCUCCCUGAAUGUAUAUACUGCUUGCGUCGAGGCUGGUACUUUAAAGAUAAAGCCGAUAUGCACCUUAAAUAUGGGCCAGUGUGGGCUCUCGUCACGCCCCGUGACAUUCAUGUCCACCUUUCCGACUCUGAAGCCAUCCACGAAGUUUUCUCUCGCCGAGCAGAUUUCAUUCGUCCCUCAAAGAUGUAUGAGCUUUUGGAGGUGUAUGGCCCGUGUAUAUCAACUGCAGACGUGAAAAAUUGGCCCCGUCAUCGCAAGAUUCUCGCGGCGCCAUUCAGUGAGAGUGCAAUGAGUUACGUAUGGUCUGAAUCAUUGCACCAAACACAACAGAUGAUGCAAACCUGGAUCUCAGCGCCUAGGGUUUCGAGCGUAGGAAAGGACAUGCGCACACUAUCACUGAACGUGCUUGCUGCCAUUGGCUUCCGUCGCUCUUUCCACUUCCGUGGAUCUAACAACAAUGCCACGAUUAGGGAAGAUGGAAUGUUUUCCUAUCGCGAUGCGCUUCAGAUUGUUCUCGAUAAUGUUAUUCUCCUCAUGCUGAUACCCCGGCGUUAUCUUACUUACUCGUGGAUGCCAGCCUCCCUACAAAGGAUCGGCCACGCCGCCUCGGAUUUCAAAAAGCAUAUGGUUCAGAUGCUUGAUGAGGAGACAAGACUACUGAGCGAAGGCAAGAAAGGUAGUGGAAGCCUAAUGACGUCUUUUAUCCAAGCCCAAGCCCGAAGUGAACGAAGCAAAGAUACCGGAAGCAACGCACCCCAGGGACUUUCAGUGGACGAGAUUUUUGGCAACAUCUUCGUCAUCAACUUCGCUGGCCACGAUACUACAGCAAACACACUAGCCUUCAGUACCUUGCUGCUUGCUGCGCAUCCAGCUGUUCAGGAAUGGGUCGCGGAAGAAGUUACAAGUGUAAUUUCAGGAAAGCCGGAGGAGGAAUGGAACUACGCCGAUCUCUUCCCGCGCUUGAAAAGGUGUCAGGCUGUCCUGCUUGAGACCCUUCGCCUCUAUCCCCCCAUCAUGGCACUACCGAAAUCGACAAACGAAUACCCGCAGCCACUACAAGUCGGCGACCGCCGAAUCGUCAUUCCGCCACGGACCGGAGUCCAACCUAACAUCAUCGCAACCCAGACGCACCCGCAAUACUGGGGGCCAGAUCCCCGUGCGUGGAGACCCAGUCGCUGGAUUACAACGAGCUCUGGGGAUCAAGAAGGGCUGGUAACUCCACCUCGGGACACGUUCCUCCCCUGGUCCGAUGGACCACAGAACUGUCCGGGGAUGAACUUCAGCCAAGUGGAAUUCGUGGCCGUUCUUGCUCGCCUGCUGUUUCGCCAUCGCCUCCAGGUGAUCAAAGAGCGGCCUCUGGAGACAGACGCCGAAGCUACGGCGAGGGUCUUGAGAGUGGUCAACGAGUGCGAUGCGCAGAUGUUGCUCAGGAUGCUGGAUCCAGACCGUGUCAGUGUGGCUUGCGUACCUGCCCUGUGAAGAUUGAAAUGGUCGCAGCGUGGAGCAACCAGGGGGAGAAGGGUUGAGCACUGCGCUGCGCGCCGAACCAAGGCCGAUGAUGAAAAAGGACCAAUUUGACGUGGACUGCAGUCUUUUUCUAUCAAUGUUGCACAGCAUGCAG